This is a messenger RNA of Polypterus senegalus (gray bichir), 2834 nucleotides long. RefSeq names its product leucine rich repeat containing 56 (gene lrrc56). The transcript is spliced from 14 exons. Gene Ontology annotation, molecular function: protein binding. Bases 248 to 2131 code for a protein of 627 amino acids. The record is from RefSeq and is a predicted model, not a curated record. Lineage: Eukaryota; Metazoa; Chordata; Cladistia; Polypteriformes; Polypteridae.
GCCCGCCUAGAAACCAAAAAGACGCAUUAAAAGUAUAGAAAAUAUGUCAUGUUGCACUGAUUUAUAAAGGCAUAUAGCAGGCUGAGAGAGAAAGAGGGGAAAGUGUCAUGCCCACUUGCGUCCUGCACCACUUCGGUUUACUUUCGAGAGCCAUGUUGGCAAACCUUUACUAUCAUGUCUCCACAAUGAAAGAGAAACUGAAUGAACAUUGAACAGUUUUAGCUGCACGUCCCAAACUGUGAGGACCAUGCGACCGGGCACGGCCCGAGUGUGGGUAACAGAAUUCAGCAAUUCUUCGUUGGUCAAUCCAAGUCCAGUGGUCUUUGAUGAUGCUGAGUUGCUUGUGGAUGAGUACCUAUCCCCCGAGAAACUGCAAGUCCUGGCAAAGACUGAUGACCUGACACAAGUGACGUUUUUGGAGAUGUGUGUGGACACACGAGAAAAUAGCCUGGGAAACUUUGGGACGUAUUUGCCCAGUUUGGUCCAAAUGAAACUGAACAAUAGUGUGAUUGCCUCUGUGAGGGAUCUUGGAACAACACUGUCCCACUUAGAGGUGUUAUGGAUGGUUCGCUGCUGUCUCUCGGACCUGGAUGGGAUACCCUCAUUUUGUUCCUUGAAGGAACUGUAUCUUGCAUAUAAUGACAUCUCAGAUCUGAGUCAAGUUAGCAUGUUGGAUCACCUAGUGAUUCUAGACCUUGAAGGCAACAAUAUUGAAGACAUUAUUCAAGUGCAGUACCUUGGCCUUUGCAGUAAAUUAAGUGUUCUAACAUUGGAAGGAAAUCCUGUCUGCUUGACACCACGUCCAGGUGCAACUGAGGACUUAGGAUACAAUUACCGGGCCACAGUGAAAGAUCUGAUUCCGCAGCUCAGUGUUUUGGAUGACCUUCCUGCGAAUGAUAUCACUCCAUCAGCUUGCAGACAAGCAAAUGAAGACUGGAAGACCAUAAAAGACUUAAUCAAAGAUAGCAAUCUUUUGGAGGAUGAUGUCACACCUGGCGAUAGACCUCCAUCUAGACAGCGUCCAGCCACUGCGAAGCCCAGCACUGGUCAGAGGCCACGGAUUUCACAAAGACCAGCAAGCGCUGGAGGAUUUGGGACCAGUCGAGGAUAUAAUAGCCCUGGGAAUCUCUGUCCUGGAUCAUCUGGAUCAGAUGAAAGUGUUUUAGAAGAAGAUGCCAGUGGCCUUACGCAUGGAGUUGGUCAGGUGAUAUGUGGAAAUCCAAUAAAAGCUCUUCGUGCAAGACGACAGAAAUUAAAUCUCACCUCCUCUUCUUCAAGUCUCAUUCAAGAGUGUAGCCAUAAAUCUGAGGAAUGUGUUGAAGCCAAAGAAGUGACAAAUAAAAAUCAGGAGAAUAUUUUUGCUGAGCUCAAAGCAUGGAGACUGGAACACAGCAAGCGUCUAGAAGCUAUUCAGAAGGAACGUGAGCCACAGAUACUUAAGAUUGUACACUGCAAUGAUGAUGAAUCUAGUCUGGAUGGAAGUAGUGAAGAAGAGUUUAAAGAGAGUAGUUACAAUGAUGAGGUUUUAAGUGCAUCUCCAGAGCCCUCUGGGUGCACAACUUCAUCACCUGAUUUCUCAGCUGAAAUAGAUGCAACUAUAGUGAUGUCCUCAAACUCCCUGUUUUGUCCAUCACCUUCUCCCCCACCCCGACAUAAUGGGCCUCCAGGAACACGGAAAACCUCAGAGCUGAGGGCACGACGCCUAAAAAUCCAGCAGGAAAAAGUACAAGGGCCGCACAACGCAGCAUAUGAAGUGGCAGUAAGUGCUGGACCGCUUUUGGCUGAUGAAGAAUUUCACCUUCUGGAUCCAGAGAGAGUCAACAUGGACAUGUCAGCUGUGAAACCAAAAUCAUGUCCAGAGUUCGGGUCGAGAGUCUUUCCAAACAGUGCAAUUUUAAGGCCAGCUUCUGGACCACCAGAAAUGAGACAUCGGAUUCACAAAGCUGUGCUUGACAGAAGUUCUGAGAACCUCACAAAUGAUCAUCGGCCAAUUAUUCGCUCGUCUGCAAAAUCUCCCGAAAGUCCAUCAACCCAAAUUGGCAUCUCACCUCUUAGAGCGAAGGCUGCAGUGCAGCGCCUACCAAACAGACCUGCUCUCAGGCCACCUCACUCGAAGACGGAGAUCAUCUGACACCUUGCAAAGACAAAUGGGAAAGAAGUGCGACAUUAAGAUGGAAAUAGACUUGCCAGAGACCUGCCGCCAGGCUUUCUGUGAGAGCGUUUUUUUUGUUUUGUUUUUUUUAAUCCUUGCCACCUUUAGGGUUUUCAUAUUAAUUGUUCUUCUUAUAUGUAUUUUUAUUAGAAAUAAUCUAUUUUUAAUGUGUACAAACAUUACCUUGAACUUUUCAAUCAUGGCACUGGCAACUACACCAAUAAACACUUAAAGAUAUUUUGUCACUAAAUUUGAAUACUUUGGAGAGGCCAAAUUGAUUUAUUUGAAGAAUUUGAAUGCUGCACUUGAAUAGAUGACAGUCAGUCAGUCAUUUUCCAACCCGCUAUAUCCUAACACAGGGUCACGGGGGUCUGCUGGAGCCAAUCCCAGCCAACACAGGGGGCAAAGCAGGAAACAAAGCCCGGGCAGGGCGCCAGCACACUGCAGUGAAUACAUGACAUAAAAGUAGAAAAUCCACUGGAAAGCAGCUCAUGAAUCUGCGUUCAGUUUCUACCUUGCUGACUGCCUGUGUGGAUAUCACACGUUCUCCUUUUGUCCAUGUGGAUGUUCCCAGGUUCCCCGUAUUCCAUCCUGUUUGCAAAGAUGUGUGUUAGAUAACAAAUUAGAAUUAGAAUUAGAAUUAGAACAAUCUAGACGAGAACAGACCAUUCAGCCCAUCAAA